Myxocyprinus asiaticus (Chinese sucker) is the source of this 3159-nucleotide messenger RNA. RefSeq lists its product as uncharacterized. Gene Ontology annotation, biological process: regulation of transcription by RNA polymerase II. The transcript is spliced from 4 exons. Bases 708 to 2021 code for a protein of 437 amino acids. The record is from RefSeq and is a predicted model, not a curated record. Gene Ontology annotation, molecular function: RNA polymerase II transcription regulatory region sequence-specific DNA binding; DNA-binding transcription activator activity, RNA polymerase II-specific. Lineage: Eukaryota; Metazoa; Chordata; Actinopteri; Cypriniformes; Catostomidae. Gene Ontology annotation, cellular component: nucleus.
UUUCAAACGGUCUCGUGUUCUGUUCUACACUGUUAUGGUAUUAUACAACUGGACCAAGCAGGAUUUAACCAACAGAAUUUACUUAAUUUCUAAAUGGCAAAAAAAUAAUAACUAUAUAUCACUUAUAUGCAGCCAAAAAUAAUUAAAUAAAUAACGCGUAAAAUCACAGUGCUCCAUUUAGUGACGUGUUUCGAGGUGAAGUUCUGAUUGAAUUUGUGCUGUUUGGACUCUGUGCUGAUGGGCGAGGCGGCGGAUGAAUACACGCUGAUGUUAAACGGCUGAUGUUUGCCUUGACGUGAUUCUCCUCUGUUCUCCAAAACUUUUGAACGAUUUAUCGCGUAACCGAUCAGCGUCGACAUCAAAUGACAAAGAGUGAGACAAUGCUCUGCUAAACUGAAAACGUGAGCUCCUCCACUGCGGUUUACAACCCUCACAAGAGCUCCUCAGAGCAGCCAUCAACUCAGCACAAUGGAGUUUCAGUUUUUCGCAUCUCUUUCCGGUGUGAGGCGUUUCUUCGAUUCUCGUGCAUUGUGCGCAAUUCACCAUUUCAGCCAAAAUAGAGAAAAUCGUGGCAGCAUAGAUUAUUCACAGGAAGACUCUCCUCAUUUGCACAGCCGGAUUAAAAGCUCCCUCUUUCCUACUGGCUAACGAAGGCCAAUCAUAGGCGAAGGGAGGAGUCUGAACAGACGUUGGACUAAAUUGAUUGGAUGACAAAAACUUUUGACGCUUACCCACACUCAACUUCCACGGAAUCUUCUCCCGGUGCCUCUAUCCCACCCUCACCCCUGGAGCAUGACGUCCAUAUGCCCUCCGACUUGGAGGUAAUGACCACUCUUCUUAAAGAAGAACUGGCGCAGCUGGAGGAUUAUUACCUAUAUGAAUCGACACCCAUGAAAUUGGAAAAAUGGCAAAAAUGUGACAAAAGCCUACAAACUAUGGCCACGCAGUCAUAUUAUCAAUUGCCCUGCCCUUCGUACAAUGGAAACCAAUCUGAAACAAAUCCCAGGCUGGUUACCCUGGCAACUGGAGAGCUCGACCUGCGAGGCUUCUGUGGCGGCUCAAUGGGUAGACCGAAAAUGUCCAGACCUGGUCCUUAUAGCUACAUCCGGACGCACUGCAAUAGCCAAAGAAUAAUGGCGAAUGGAUGUAAAGAUGUUGAGGUCUUUGAGAAAGAAACAUGGACUUUCAAAGGGACUCAUUCAGGUUAUGCAGAGUUGGCUUUUGACCAGUGCUCUGUUGAUAAAUCCUUUGGAAAGAACCAUGCGAGCGCAAAGAAGGUUCGAGAAUGUGCCAUAUUGUUGAAGGAAGAAGAAAAAAGUUUCACAGAAGAUUUGUUUUACCGAGCAGAAAUGAUGAGAAGUUAUGAUGUUGGUGGGUCACCGGACACCCACCACAGGAGAGAGGGCCAGACCCAUGGAAUGAAGAUGCUUAGCCAUGAAGGGAUUGCAAUGCCAGUUUUGCAGUUCACUGACAAUGAAAGCUGUCCGCCAUUUAAACAAUCCGAAGUAGCCGAGUGUUACUUUCAUCAGAUUACUGCCAAUCUAGAGCCAUAUCAUGGCUUCAUGAAUGAAAUGGAUCAGCCAAUCAGAACUGGGGCUGUUGAACUCCAGAAUAAUGACUAUUUGCACCAUGAAUGCCUUGGAGAUCAAAGCUUUGAAUGUCUGUCUGGAGACAGUGUCGGGUCCUCUUUUGAGUUGCCUGUCCAGAAACCAAUACAGAGAUCAAGAGAAAGUUCAUGUGUGUUUAAACCUGAUAUUAAAGUAGGUUCCUUUGAGAGAAACCAUGGAGAACGCAAGCAGAAGAAAAGAGACCAAAACAAGUCCGCUGCCCACAGGUAUCGUCAGCGUAAGAGGGCGGAGCAGGACUGUUUGGAGGAGGAGCUUCAUGGUUUGGAAGGGCGGAACAGAGAACUUCGGGACAAAGCAGAAUCUGUAGAGAGAGAAAUUCAGUAUGUGAAAGAUCUCCUGAUUGAAGUCUACAAGGCUCGCAGUCAGCGCUUAAAAGACGAUUCCAGUGCCUAAACUGUCUCUUACCAGCAUUGCAGCAGUAACUGCAACAUAUACAGGCUCUGACGGCAUGUUUUUAAUGCUCCAAAUAAUUAGUGAACCUCACAAAAAGAGCUCAUGUAUUAAAAUGGUUUUGUUUAUUCCAAAGCAAAAGCCGCAUGGUUUUAUGAAACUGGGAACAAGAUAUCUUUCUUAAAGCACUGUGAUGAUAGCUUGGUAUUUAAAAUUUCAGCAUUGUAUAUGGAAAGCUGUCCAUCAAGAUUUUACUGAAUUUCACAUGGUAUAUUACUUCAACCAUACUGGCUUGUUUUAGUGAACAAAAUAUGGGAGAUACUCUGUACAGGAUUGUUUCAUUCUUUAUCAUGAAAGAUUAUGCUACUGAAGGUUGGAGUCAGUAGCACAACUUAAUGAGAAACUGUAACAAUGUAACGACAUGGUCAGAAUUCUUACUACUAUUUCUUAUAAUGAUACAAAGCACUGCUUUGUAAAAUGCCAUAAUGUAUUUGUCUCUCCCUUUUAAUUUAAUUUUCAGGAAUUUUCUUACACUCCUUUAUUUGUGAAAUAGCUCAUGUAAUUAUAUUUAGAAUACAGAAGACAUAGUGCUUUGCAAUGAUAUUUAAAUUGCUUUAAAAUAUAUUAUAAACAACGGUUUAAUAACACUUUUUUUUUUUUUUUUUUUUUUGCCUCAGGUAUGGAAUGCAUGUCUAAUACAUUGAAAAGCAUGUUGGGUUACAAUUUACUGCAUGACCCAAAAUAUGAAAUGAAUGCUUUUGUGCAUUAUGACAAUAUGUAAACAUUUUUAUUUUGCCUUUGGGCUAUUUGUUUUACUAUCAUUGACAUAGUGUUUUAAAAAUAUGUGCUUUUUUUUUUUUUUCAUUUAAAAUUAUUGUAUGUCAUCAGUAUGGGAUGUAGAUUGUUUUUUAUGCAGGUCUGCGGAAAACAAUCACUGUCAUUUGCUGAAGGACUUUAAAAUUCAAAACAAUUUGAAUGAUUUCAACGUAUUUGAACAGGUGCACAUUACUACAGUAGUAUACUGUGAAGUGUAUACUUCUGAAAACAGAACAACGUAGCAAAUUUAAAUGCAUAUAUUUCUGCAGGUUCUAAUUUCAUAAUCUACCAACACUUGAUUAAUAAAUACAAAUUAUAUUGUGGA